Planococcus citri (citrus mealybug) is the source of this 2232-nucleotide messenger RNA. Its product is annotated as cytochrome P450 4C1-like. The record is from RefSeq and is a predicted model, not a curated record. Gene Ontology annotation, molecular function: monooxygenase activity; oxidoreductase activity, acting on paired donors, with incorporation or reduction of molecular oxygen; iron ion binding. The coding region runs from base 494 to 2050 and encodes 518 amino acids. Lineage: Eukaryota; Metazoa; Arthropoda; Insecta; Hemiptera; Pseudococcidae. The transcript has 13 exons.
AUUCGACACGGAUAGAUAAAUAUCUGGUCCUAUUCCGAAUUGUCAACUUGAAAAGUGCUGCUGUAAAAUACAAUGGUUUAAUUGUUUGACAUUGAGAGUAUACUUAUAAUACCUACCUAAUAGAUAUGACCUCGAGUGUAACGUAGUUUCACAAAUAAAUACAAUCAUACAUAUAAUUUUGAUAACAUUUUGAACCAAAUUCAUACUUAUAUGUGUAAUGUUAUGCAGCUUCUACACUUCUGCGUAUAAAUAUUAUAUCGAACAAUCAUGUUUUUUCAAUUCAUUUCGUCGUAAAUUUUUGAAUCUGUCGUAUAUUGGAUAUCGAAUCGUGUGAUUAUUUUACUCAAAGUUCCCUCCUCCCCUCAAAUAUCUGUUUUUAAAGGCAUCAGUUGGACCGUAUUUUUAUACCUAUUUUCAACAUUGGGUACACAAAUGUUUUAGAGUAAAUCCAACCUAGGUCUGAUACCAGUAGCUAUUCUUUUGCUGCGUGAAGAUGGCGUUGUUUGGAAUUCUCGACAUUGUCGACUCUGCAUCGUUGCUGAUUGUUUUGGGAGUUAUUUUGAUUACAUUUCUAAUCAAGUACAUCGUUACCAAGUGUCAACGAGAUCCUCGUAUGGUGAAAUUAGCCAAAACCUUGCCAGGUCCUCCAGCAUUACCUCUGGUUGGGAAUAGUUUGGAUUUUCAUUACAAAGGAGAUUCGGUGAAGCUGGCUGUCGAGUACAAUAAAAAAUACGGCGAUACGUAUCGAUUAUGGUUGGGCAAAUACCUUGCGGUAACAUUUUGCAACAUUGAUGAUUUAGAAACUGUGUUCAUGAACUCGAAAAUGUUGGGAAAACCAAAACUUUUUCAACCAUUUGAGGAUUUCUUCGGUGACGGGAUAUUCGUUACACGCUCAAUUUCAAAAUGGAAAAAGAAUAGAAAAUAUUUUUUACCUGUGCUAAACCGCAAUGCGUUUCCCAGAUAUACAUCCAUAAUUAACGAGAAAACUGAAUUUGUGGCUAAGAAAAUGCAAGAGUUGGUAGAUGGUCCAGUAUUUGACGCUUGGGAUUACAUGCCGAACUUGGCUUUUGAUAUUAUUCUCAAAUCAUCGAUGAAUGUUGAUCUGGACUGGAACGAUAGUUUACUUUUGCAGUAUUACAGUGCUGCUGUUGAGGCUAUAGACUUAUGUUUUAAAAAAUUAUUGUCACCUUGGUUGCAACACAAGGUGAUUAAUUAUUUGUUAUACAAGAACAAAUCCACAAAAGCUCGAAAAACAGUUGAGGAAUUUAUUCGAAAACUGAUUGCAGACAAAAAGGAAGAAAUUCUGAGUGAAAUAGAAGUCCAUAAAAACAACACUGUGGCAAGCCCAGACGGUGUUCCUCCGAAACGAUUUCUAACUUUGGCUUACGAAUUGGCAGAACUGGAAAAUGAUGAAAAUAUCAUGCUAGACGAACUUAUCACAAUACUGUCAGGGGGAACAGAUCCAGGGCUCAUAACCUCAUUGUUCCUAUUGAUGGUUGCUAUGCAUCCAGAUAUACAGGAUAAAUUAUACGACGAGCUGUACGAAAUUUUUGGAGACAGUGACAGACCAGCUGAUGAAAAUGAAGUGGAACGAUUGCCAUACCUGGAUCAAGUUUUGAAAGAAACUUUGCGAAGAUUUCCAGUACCUGUGAUGUUUCGUGAAGCCGAGGAAGAUAUUAAAAUAGGAGAUCGAAUUAUUCCGGCUGAUACCAUCGUAAUCGUAUCGAAUUCCGCGGUACACUUUAAUCCUGAAUAUUAUCCCGAUCCUUGGAAAUUCAAUCCAGAUCAUUUUAGUCCUGAAAACGUGGAAAAACGUCCCAAAUUGGCAUUUUUAGCUUUCAGUGCUGGUCCCAGAAUGUGUAUAGGAUACAAUUUUGGUAUGUUUGAAAUGAAACUAACGCUGAGUGCAUUGCUGAGAAAAUUCACGUUUCAUACAACCAUGAAAUUGGAGGACGUUCAUAUGGAUAAUGGACUCAUGAUGACUUCCGUGAAUGGAUAUAAGUUGACUGUUACAUCGCGAGUCAGGAAACCUUCUUAUUUGAAGAAAUAAAAAUUAAUUUAUUAUCGGAUUAACAGUGGCUUAUUUCUUAAUUUGUAUUACCCAAUUUAAUCAGAUACUUAUAUAGGUAGAUAUUAGGUGAAUGAGGUGUGUAAAAUAUAUGAACGUUAUGGAAUGGAUUAUUUUUUUUUUUUUUACUUCAUCAUUUUUACAGAAAUAAAUUUUAUAUGGAA